Exophiala bonariae is the source of this 3072-nucleotide messenger RNA. RefSeq lists its product as uncharacterized. The transcript is spliced from 6 exons. Bases 1 to 3072 code for a protein of 1023 amino acids. Gene Ontology annotation, molecular function: zinc ion binding; DNA-binding transcription factor activity, RNA polymerase II-specific. The record is from RefSeq and is a predicted model, not a curated record. Gene Ontology annotation, biological process: regulation of DNA-templated transcription. Lineage: Eukaryota; Fungi; Ascomycota; Eurotiomycetes; Chaetothyriales; Herpotrichiellaceae.
AUGGCCAGCACACCUGCUCCUAUGCCGAAGACCAGGCUCGGUCAUCACAGAGUCCUUGGUCCAAAUUGCUCUCUGAAGGUCUCCCCUCUUUGUCUUGGUGCAAUGAACUUUGGUGACAUAUGGAGCUCGAUUGUUGGCGCAUGUACCAAGGAGACUACCUAUACCAUUCUAGACCAAUUCCGUGAGGCAGGUGGAAACUUCAUCGACACUGCCAAUAUGUACAUGGCCGGAGAGUCGGAGGAAUGGCUAGGUGACUGGAUGAGUGAUCGAGGAGUCCGGGAUGAGAUGGUACUCGCCACCAAGUACACCUACACCUACAAGAUUCACGAGUUAUGCCCCCCUGGAACCAUCACCUCCAAUUUUGGUGGUUCCAAUAAGAAAAGCCUCCGACUGUCUCUGGCUGAAAGCUUGAAACGACUCAAGACAGAUUACUUGGACAUACUUUACGUUCAUUCCUGGGAUGGCGUGGCUUCAAUUCCUGAAAUGAUGAGGGCUCUCGAUGAUGUGGUCAAGCAAGGCAAGGUCCUUUACCUGGGCGUCUCAAACUGGCCAGCUUGGCUCGUGGUCAAGGCAAAUGAUUACGCCAGACAACACGCCCUAACACCAUUUGUUGUGUAUGAGGGUUUGCUCAAUGCAGUUGCUCGGGACAUUGAAAGAGAGGUGCUGCCAAUGUGCAAAGCAGAGGGCCUUGGGUUGACUGUUUGGGAGGCAAUGGGAGGAGGCAAGUUCAAGACCAAGGCUGAAAAAUCACAAGCAGAUGGAAGACCAGUCUAUGACCUGGCUGGCAAAGGGAUUGAAGCGUACGAAGCAGCUGCCACGGUCAUGGAACGUAUCGCCAAGAAAAAGGGCACAAAUCCCAUGGCAAUUGCUUUGCGAUAUGUGACACUCAAGGCUCCAUAUAUCUUCCCGAUCAUCGGAGGCCGCAAAAUCGAGAAUCUGAAAUCGAACAUCGCCGCCCUUGAUAUUGACCUCACCGAGGCCGAGAUGAAAGAGAUCGAAGCUGCUGCUCCAGUCAGUCUUGGAUAUCCCCACGUCAUCUUGGCCGGUAGAGACGAUCAACAUGUUGGGCCCACCAAUCCCACAUUUAUCGCAAUGUUCAGUCCGGGUUAUGAGGGCGUGGAGGAUCCAAAGGUGCGUCGGCGGAGGAAAGUCCGCUGUAACUACGAUCCCGAAAGUCCAACCAUUUGCAAAAGGUGCAUCAAGUAUAAUCUCGACUGUGUUGACCCGGCCCAGCAAAUCUCAGAUCCCAGCGCAGAAGAUCGGAAGACCCUCCGAGAACGAGUAUCGAGGUUGGAAGAGAGGCUAGAUGCACUUCAGAACGUAUCUAGUUCUGGUGAUCACUCGAGCAACCCGCUUACUAGCCAUGGGCCUCCCAUUUCAGCCAGCGGAGAUAGCCUGGGAUUCUUCGACGAUUGCGAGCCAGGUUUAGAUGCAACAAGUCAUGUAGCUCCACUGAUUGCUGUUCUUCAAGGAUCGAGCCUAGUAUCAGGUCCAAAUAGGCCAGAUCUCUCCGCCAUGCAUUUGUCAUCUGUUGAAAUUGAGAACUAUUCAAUGCCGGCUGGGACAAACAGAAAGGCUAAACAAACAUGUGAUGCGCUUCGUGGCUCGAUUCCACCGUUGGAAGACUUGAAGUGUUGUCUUUCCGAUCGUAGUCAAUGGUGGGUCCACUGGCAUCAAAAGACGUUUGGGAGCACCAUUCAGCAGGAAACGUUGACAGAAUAUGCUUCUCGUGUGUACGACUUAGACGAGCCAACAGACGUGGGCAUGCUGAUAUCAGCGUUCGCUCGUCAUACUGACAUCGAUGCACUUCGUUAUAUGUCAGUCAUCGAUCAAGUAGUUAUUGGCGACGAUCAAUAUGCAGGGACUUUAGCCGGUUUGACACUCAUCGCGUUCCACACCAAGAACUAUCUUGAUGUUGGACAGCCUCGUCGAGCAUUUCUGUGCAAUCGUCGAGGUUUGAACAUAUGUCAAUUGAUGAAUCUGCACCGCACUUACACAACUUCACCGAAGCUCGGUGCUCUGUGGUGGACAAUAUUCCAAGGAGACCGCUUCUUGUCGAUCCUACUAGGUCUGCCGUAUGGCAUGCCCGAUGAUCAAUUCCCAAUCAACGUCAAUGCAACCGGCGGGAUAGUGGCACAACCAUUCGUGAUUCGCAUGGGGUUGGUGACAGGUAAAGUUAUCGACCACACCCAGACAUAUCCAUCGCCACCAUUUUCCAAAGUCAUUGAUAUCGAUGAUGAACUUGAGAUGCUUGCAGCAAGCAAAGGCCAAAGGUGGUGGGAUCCUGCGAUGCCGUUGGUGGCAUCCGAAGUUCCAGAGUUUCGAGCUAGAAUUGUCGAACACUGUGUGUUCUUCCUGACCAGAAUGUACUUGCACUUGCCAUGCAUACUCAAACCACUAUCAUCACACUUGUACAGUGGUAGUCGGAAGACCGGGUUGGAAUCCGCAAGAGCACUCAUCAAGCGAUAUCAUGUUCUAAGAACACCAGUCAAUACUGAGCCUACUUUUGACUGCAAAACUCUCGACUUCAUAGGCUUCAUGGCAUCCGUCGUUCUCAUUGUUGGAACAAAUCAAGAGCGCCAAUCACGAGAUUUCACUGUACCAUCAGACAAGGAGCUUGUAAAUACCACAGUCGCCCUUCUUAAUCAACUCGAACGAGAGCAGAACUGCUUGAUUGCAGCUCAAUGUCACAGUUGUCUUACGGGAUUAAUGUCGCUCUACGCAAGCGAUAUUGUCAAAGCUAUCCCAUCAAGGAUUGCAAUACCAUACUUUGGAAUACUGCAUGUGGCAGCAAGUGCAAAAAUAGCCUCUGCUACUCAAACGACCAGCGCCUCAUUCGGAGGUAUGGAGUUCAAUUCUUCAGCUCCCUUGGUUGAGAACGUCAUGGAGCAAACGUCCAACAUACCAGAAGCUCAUUUACCAUUAAUCGAUUAUCAAGGGCUUUACAGCAUGGAUGCCAGCCUGAACUGGAUGAGUGAUGCAGCUGGAGGGUACACAGGCUCUUUCGGUGUCAUGAUGGAUCUGGACCAAGAUUGGGAUGCGUUCUUCUUUCCCGAGGUAGGCGAUCACUAG